AUGUCAUUAGAAGAAGCCAGACAGGCAAUCGUCAACAAGGACCUCGCUCUCGCGGAGGCCACGUACACGCAUAUCUUGACCCAGAAGACAGAUGACAGCAAGCUCGCGCAGCAGCAGGAGUUGGCGGCGAUGGAGUUGGGGAAGUUAUACCGAGACAACCAGAAGACAGAGCAGUUGGUGGCGUUGAUCGCGCAGGCACGCGCGAACCUUGGGGCGCUCGCUAAGUCAAAGAUGGCAAAGAUCCUCAAGCUCUUGAUUGAGAUGCUCAACGACCUUCCGAACGCGUUGGAUUUGCAGAUCCAAGCCACCAAGGAGUCCAUUGAGUGGGCUCUCGAGCAGAAGUUGUCGUUUUUAAGACAGACCUUGCAGUUGAAGCUUGCAGCGUUGUUGUUUACGAAGACGCACUACAGCGAAUCUGUGGCGAUUCUCAGCGCGUUGUUGAGCGAGUACAAGAAGCUUGACGACAAGUCGUCGUUGGUCGAGGUACAAUUGCUUGAAGCCAAGAACUAUCACGCGCUCAGAAAUCUUGCAAAGGCGCGCGCUUCGUUGACGUCCGCGCGCACGUCCGCGAACUCUAUCUUCUGCCCGACCUUGACCCAGGCGGAGUUGGACUGCAUGAGUGGGAUCUUGAACGCGGAAGACAAAGACUACAAGACGGCGUUCUCGUACUUUUAUGAAGCGUUUGAGGGCUUCCAUGCGCAGAAUGACGGCCGCGCCGUGGCGGUGUUAAAGUACAUGUUGUUGUCGAAGAUCAUGCUCAACUUGAUAGAUGAGGUCAAUGCGUUAUUGGGGAACAAGAACGUGGUGAAGUACACAAACCGCGAGAUUGAGGCGAUGAAGGCUGUGGCCACAGCCUACUCCAACAGGUCGUUGAAGGAGUUUGAGACAGCGUUAAGUGUGUAUGGUGCGGAGUUAAAAUCCGACCAAAUAAUUAGAUCGCACUUUAGCGACUUGUACGACACGCUUUUGGAGCAGAACUUGGUCAAGGUGAUUGAGCCGUUUUCCACGGUGGAGAUCGACCACAUUGCAAAGGUCAUUGGUUUGGACAUCAAGCAGGUUGAGGGCAAGUUGAGCCAGAUGAUCUUGGACAAGGUGUUCUACGGGGUUUUGGACCAAGGGAACGGCUGGUUGGUGAUUUAUGAUAAGCCGAGAACGGAUGCUACCUACGCCGCAAGCUUGGAUAUUAUGAAGAGUUUGUCGAGUGCAGUGGAUUUGUUAUAUGAGAAGGCGGCGACCUUGAACUAA
This is a messenger RNA of Babjeviella inositovora NRRL Y-12698, 1245 nucleotides long. It is a transcript of the gene RPN6, whose product is annotated as proteasome regulatory particle lid subunit. The record is from RefSeq and is a predicted model, not a curated record. Gene Ontology annotation, molecular function: structural molecule activity. Bases 1 to 1245 code for a protein of 414 amino acids. The transcript has a single exon. Lineage: Eukaryota; Fungi; Ascomycota; Pichiomycetes; Serinales. Gene Ontology annotation, biological process: ubiquitin-dependent protein catabolic process. Gene Ontology annotation, cellular component: proteasome regulatory particle, lid subcomplex.